This is a messenger RNA of Arctia plantaginis, 2235 nucleotides long. The record is from the annotation of a GenBank genome assembly. NCBI's taxonomy places the organism in Eukaryota, Metazoa, Arthropoda, Insecta, Lepidoptera, Erebidae.
AUGUCGCGGUAUUAUAACGAGGAAUGGCAAAGAAGGAAAACAUAUUUAAUUAGAAGUUUAUUCCACGAUAUACCUUAUCGAGUUCUGUCACCAGUUCUUGAAGAAUCCAACCAAUCAUCACAAACUCAAAUCUCCGCAGAAUCCUCUCGAUCUCGAUCGUCAGAUGCCAACCAUACCGUGGAAUCUUACCCAACUUCCUAUGAAUAUCAACUAACAUCUGAAUCUGAAUCAUCAACUCCUUCAGAAUCACGCCGUUCAGACCAGAGAAUAGCUGAUACUGGUAAAACAACACCAGACCCUAGACCAUAUAGCCCACUGCCACCACUGAUCAUCGAAGUAGAGCCAAAUAGGCAUGAUGAACAGGAAGAAUUUUACGCAAAACUGUUAUUAAAAAUGAGAAAAAUUUAUAGACGGAUGUUCUUUGAAGGCAAAUUCAUCAGUGACGAGGAGUUCUUCGAAAGUGAUAUUGAAAGAGCUGGUCUGGACAAUAGUUGUUUGAACGAAGAACCUUCUUUUAAUGUUAAUCUUGAAUCUACAAGGGAGGAUAAUAUUUUAAAAGAAAUAACGAACGUAGAUAAAAGAUGUGCAGUUGAAGAUAAAAGUAAUGAGAAUUUGAGUGUGGACUCAAGCUGUGAUGAAGAUUCGGAUAACGAUAUGGAAGAUAUUGAGCAGGAGUCUUGUGCAUCUAACGAAGAUGAGAUUAAUGUCGACAUUAAUGAAACAAAGGCAAAAUGUCCACAUUCUCACACACAUGUACAUUCAGAAAGAAUGGAAACAGAAGACUGUGAGUCUUCUGAGUCCGAAAGUUCCUCAAGUUCAGAGUCAUGUUGCGAUUCUUCCUCAGAAGAUGAGAACGACAAUCCAAGAAUACCAAACAAAAAAUAUUUAAGAGAGAACUUAAAAAUUCUAAGAAGCACUUUAGCACAAACCGCAUCGGCGACAGAAAUGAAAGAUCUCCACCUAGAACCGCAAACUGAGCUGGAGUUAAACCAACUAGCUAUGGUGAAUAUCGUGGACUGGAUAGAACAGAGGUUAAACGGUAAAGACCCUUCAACUACUCCUCUGAAAGACCUGCUGGACCGGAUAAGGGAAACCAUGCUUGUUUUUCAAGAGGCAAAAGAAGAGCCAGCGUAUAGCCAGAUGACAUUUAAAGCAGAUAUCCAUAUAGACGGCACCCCACUCCCACAAGUCAGACCAAGUCCAAUAUAUGAAGAGCCGCGAAUCGAAGUUUUAUCAGCAUCGGUUAAAAAGUUUUCAUAUGAAGUCACACAAAGUUUGCCUGCCGACAGCUUGCCGAGUAUCACUUCUUCAAAUUCAAAGAUCUCCACAUCCGAAACCACCCCUAUUCUCCUGUACAAACAGUCACCAAAUAGGACACAGUCCUUUCAAGGUGAAGAACAACCAUUUGAGUUGAAUAGUAUUCCUGUCCAUGAAACGUCUCACGAAGAGCUUAUGCCAAGUCAAAUGGACAAGUCAAAGUUGGAGAUUAUAACAGAUACUCUUGUUUUUGGACAGCAGUUAGAAGUAGCACGUGACGUUGGUAAAGAAGAAUCCGUUAGCAGUCCUAUUUUAACAUCUACUAGAAGGUUUAUGAAACCGAGAAAAUGUUCUAAAACAGUGUUUGAAGAUAAUCAAGAACAUAUAUGCACACAGCCUGCUACCGAGGCUAAGGUUGACAUCGAGGAUUCACAUUGUGAUGUAGCUAACAGAAGAAAAGAAGAUGCUGCCUUCGUGCUACGCUUCAGAAAGACAAUAGAAGAGCAUUCUCUUUCCGUUGAGAGGAACUUGACUAUUCUGGAAAAUAAUGAAGGUUCAGACAAAACUCCUUCCUCAGACGAAAGUGACGCAAUUAUGAAAGAAAUUGAAAUCAUGAGAACACCUCGGCCUGAUGAAUCAAAAGAAUCCACUCCAACUGGUGCCAAUCGAUUUUCAAGUAACGUACACGAUAGCUCUGAUCAAAAUAUUAUGGCCUCGAAUGUUUCUGACGUGACUCCAGUCAUAGAAGAUGAUGAACAUAUGAGCGCAGUUCAGCAGAAACAUUCAGAGGAUAUUGACGAUGUUUUAGCGUUAUUAUUCAAUACUACCCCAGAACUUAGGGAAUCAGCUACCGCAAAAGAUACUCUUUCAAGCCAGAUGUCUAGUUCUAGAAAAAGACGCUUUGAAGAAAGAUUUAGAUUUGUAAGUGGAUAUUUUAUUUUCAAAAUCAAGAUAAUGGGCCUGGUGUACCCACCAUGA